This is a messenger RNA of Trichobilharzia szidati, 372 nucleotides long. The record is from the annotation of a GenBank genome assembly. Lineage: Eukaryota; Metazoa; Platyhelminthes; Trematoda; Strigeidida; Schistosomatidae.
AUGAACGUAUUUGUCUGCACAGUUUUACUAGCUUUACUGCAAGCCAAUCUAGGAGUUCAUUCAUUGUCGGAUACACAGAAUGCUCAAAGCACGCAGCCGGCGGUUGCUCAAGUGCCCCUACAAUCAUCAUCAAUUCCCAGUCCACCUGCGAAAGGCGACACUGGAAACUCAAAAGAAGGAGGCAAAGUUAAAUCAGUCAGUGUAGCAAUGCAAACACCCCCGAAAUUUCACAAACCGAAAACUUCAGAUGACAAAUCAUUAGCGUUUUAUAAAACAAUAGUCAAAAUUAUGGAACGAUUAUCGGAAGCCUUUCACAAAAUAUACAGAGAUGUGGAGAAAUUCAAGAGAAAACUCAAACCGAAUAGAAUCUGA